ACGCGCGAUCGGUAGCCUCGCCCGUGCUUUGUUGCGUUACCGGGGCUACCGUUUGCGACCCCGACACCGACGCGGGCCGCUGAGGGAGGAGGCCUCUCGAAUACGGUUUCUGUCAUCGCGUUGUCUCUCCUCCUGUGCGGCCAGUGCCGGGUGGGCUCCUGUUGGAUGCCCUGGUCGUCCGAUCCAGGUUCUAAUUCGUAGUUCCACGGCGCUGGCCGCUGACUUGAGACGUCGUGUCCCUGGGAUCCUAGUCCGAUUUAGGCCCCAUCCCUCCUGUAAGCCGUGAACCUUACUCCGAGGGCAAGGUUGGCCCAGUGUUUUCUUCAUACCCCAGGGCCUUGCAGCAUUGACGUUUUCAAACCCUAAAGGAUUUACGUGGGUCUGACCAUAGUUGACGGGAUUCGCGCCCCGUGCCGGUCCUCCUGAGUCUCCGGUAGCUGAGCCACAUCUUGCAGCUCCUCGGAUUUGGGUGGAGGGCAGGACUUGGCACCCGGCCUCCCAGAUCCCCAAGGAAGGCGCCCACAUGCUUUCAUUUCAGAUUGUUGAUGUUAUUGUUGGGAAAGACGAAAAAGGCAGGAAGAUCCCAGAAUAUCUGAUCCAUUUUAAUGGUUGGAACAGAAGCUGGGAUAGAUGGGCAGCCGAAGAUCAUGUGCUUCGUGAUACCGAUGAAAAUCGUAGAUUACAGCGUAAAUUGGCAAGAAAAGCUGUAGCUCGCCUGAGGAGCACAGGAAGAAAGAAGAAGCGCUGCAGGUUGCCUGGUGUUGACUCUGUCUUAAAAGGCCUCCCCAGUGAAGAGAAAGAUGAAAAUGACGAAAACUCAUUAAACAGUUCCUCUGACAGUGCUGAAGACAAGGAUGAAGAAAUAAGUGAAGAAAGUGAUAUUGAAGAAAAGACUGAAGUGAAACAAGAACCGGAGCUUCAAACAAAAAGGGAAAUGGAAGAAAGAACAAUAACUAUAGAAAUUCCUGAAGUUCUGAAGAAGCAGCUGGAGGAUGAUUGUUACUACAUUAAUAGGAGGAAACGGUUAGUGAAGCUUCCAUGCCAGACUAACAUCAUAACCAUUUUGGAAUCCUAUGUGAAACAUUUCGCUAUCAAUGCAGCCUUUUCAGCCAAUGAGAGACCUCGUCACCAUCACGUUAUGCCACAUGCCAACAUGAACGUGCAUUAUAUCCCAGCAGAAAGGAAUGUUGACCUUUGUAAGGAGAUGGUGGAUGGAUUACGAAUAACCUUUGAUUACACUCUCCCAUUGGUUUUACUGUAUCCAUAUGAACAAGCUCAGUAUAAAAAGGUGACUUCGUCUAAGUUUUUUCUUCCGAUUAAGGAGAGUGCCACAAGCACUGCCAGGAGCCAGGAGGAGCUCUCUCCCAGCCCCCCUUUGUUGAAUCCAUCCACGCCACAGUCCACAGAGAGUCAGCCGACCACCGGUGAACCAGCCACCCCCAAAAGGCGCAAAGCUGAGCCAGAAGCAUUGCAGUCUCUGAGGCGGUCCACGCGCCACACUACUAACUGUGACAGGCUUUCUGAGAGCAGCGCUUCCCCUCAGCCCAAGCGCAGGCAGCAGGACACGUCCGCCAGCAUGCCCAAGCUCUUCCUGCACCUCGAAAAGAAGACACCUGUGCAUAGCAGAUCAUCUUCACCUAUUCCUCUGACUCCCAGCAAGGAAGGGAGUGCUGUGUUUGCUGGCUUUGAAGGGAGAAGAACUAAUGAAAUAAAUGAGGUCCUCUCCUGGAAGCUCGUGCCUGACCAUUAUCCCCCAGGUGACCAGCCACCACCACCCUCUUACAUUUAUGGGGCACAACAUUUGCUGCGAUUGUUUGUAAAACUUCCAGAAAUCCUUGGAAAGAUGUCCUUUUCUGAGAAGAAUCUGAAGGCUUUAUUGAAGCACUUUGAUCUCUUUUUGAGGUUUUUAGCGGAAUACCACGAUGACUUCUUCCCAGAGUCGGCUUAUGUCGCCGCCUGUGAGGCACAUUACAGCACCAAGAACCCCCGCGCAAUUUAUUAAAAUGUUGAUGGUUCUGUUAGAUCAACUGCUCUGUCUAGUUUGUCGCUCUGGGUUCCAGGUGAACAACUAGCCAGGUGGUACGUCUGCCCAAAGCACACGUGCAAUGGCCACCUUGGGGCUUUGUUGUCUGACUUGCCCACGUACUGCAUUUAUUCUGUUAGGAGUGAUUUCCUGGGUGCCUGAAAGUGCUCUGACACGACACUUGUUACUGUGCCAGCCAUCUGUGAUGGCAAGGAGAUAGCAACUUUGUUCACAGUCAGAUGUUCAUGGAAGUGUACAUAGGUUAGGCCAUUUCAGGGGACAUUGCAGUUGGCUAGCAAAAACCACAUUGUCUCAUUAUUUGUUAGCAUUAAACAAUUUUUUUUGCAAAUUGGUUUCUUUUUUUUUUUAUGAAGCUGAGCAACUCUGUCCAACAAGGUUUAGUUUGUACUUGGAAACCGCAAAGUAGUCUCAAAGUAUUUUAGAGGGAAUUGGUAUUGACAGCAAAAGAAAAUUUGCAGCUAUACAUUUGCUUCGAAUGGUUCCCCCUCUGUGAAAUAUUAUUUUUGGUGAUCUAAAGAAAGCUUUGCCUUUCUUGUUUGAGAUUUUACAGCUAUACUUUGUUGUGUAAUGUUAUGGUUCCCUUUCUAUAAAACGUUAUUUUUGGUGAUCUAAAUAAAGCCUGUCGUGUUUGAAAGAA
This is a messenger RNA of Callithrix jacchus (white-tufted-ear marmoset), 2681 nucleotides long. The record is from RefSeq and is a predicted model, not a curated record. Lineage: Eukaryota; Metazoa; Chordata; Mammalia; Primates; Cebidae.